Salvia splendens (bonfire salvia) is the source of this 396-nucleotide messenger RNA. Its product is annotated as zinc finger protein 2-like. The record is from RefSeq and is a predicted model, not a curated record. The transcript has a single exon. NCBI's taxonomy places the organism in Eukaryota, Viridiplantae, Streptophyta, Magnoliopsida, Lamiales, Lamiaceae. Gene Ontology annotation, biological process: negative regulation of abscisic acid-activated signaling pathway. Bases 1 to 396 code for a protein of 131 amino acids.
AUGGAGUGUGAGAGUGGGAGUGGAAGUGGAAGUCCACCAAACAAUGCACAAGGUGCAACAACAAAACGUUUCCCUUGUUUAUACUGUUCAAGAAAGUUUCACAGUUCGCAAGCAUUGGGCGGCCAUCAAAACGCGCACAAGAAGGAACGAAACGCUGUCAAAAGCCAAAAGAGGAGCUGCGAGCAGCACUCUAUAGCCACCUUUCCGCCGCCGCCGCUUUUCCCUACCGUUGGCGUUCGCAGGCCUUUUCAGCCGUAUAUCGGCGGCGGCGGAGAUGCGGUGGAGCGGCUUUGGAAAAUGAAUGUCAUGAGAUGCAGUGGUGUAGAAACUGAAAGUGAUGGUGGCUGUGAGUUGGGGAUUGGGGAUCACAAGCUUGAUUUGUCUCUUCGUUUGUAA